Messenger RNA from Acomys russatus (golden spiny mouse), 4620 nucleotides. RefSeq names its product zinc finger protein 644 (gene Znf644). NCBI's taxonomy places the organism in Eukaryota, Metazoa, Chordata, Mammalia, Rodentia, Muridae. The transcript is spliced from 7 exons. Gene Ontology annotation, molecular function: RNA polymerase II cis-regulatory region sequence-specific DNA binding; DNA-binding transcription factor activity, RNA polymerase II-specific. Gene Ontology annotation, biological process: regulation of transcription by RNA polymerase II. The record is from RefSeq and is a predicted model, not a curated record. Gene Ontology annotation, cellular component: nucleus. The coding region runs from base 290 to 4375 and encodes 1361 amino acids.
UCCGCGCGUGUCCCCCCCCCACCCCCGGGCUGAGGCGGUGGCAGGACUUGAGGGUGGCGGAAGAAGUUGCGGGGGGGACCCGGCCCGCGGCGCUCGGGCCCGGGGAAAGCUACGCCCUAGGCUGGCUCGCAACCAUCCAAAAGGACGCGUUUUGCCGCACAGGCUAAGAUGGCGGCGGCGGCUGCCGAGGAGGCGGAGUUGCUGCUGCUGCACAAGGAGCCCGGGCCGCGGGGUCCGGGAGGCGGCGGCCGCGGGGGGCCGCGGAACCUUAGGCUUGAUUUAAUUUUGGAUGAGAUUAUUCUUGCAUCAAGAUGUUAAUAAGCCAAAAUUUAGACUAAGUGUGUUAGAUGAUCUUGCCAACAAUAUGGAGGAUUUGAAGAUAAGCCCUGACGUCACUGGUGCUAGAGAAGAACUCCCAGACGGCAGCAGUGGAGUUCACAAACCAAAGGGUUGUCAGACGUCAUUUCAAAGAAACAGUUCAUUGACGCUAUCUGAGGAACUGUCAGAGGACACAUCAGAAAAAGCCUCAACUGGAGGCCAGUCUGCUCUGUUUAUCCCUGCCAGUGCUCCUGCUGUUUCUAGUGAAGACUUUACCUUGCCUACAGGAGCUGUUGUUAAUGCACCAGCCUCACGCUCCUGCUUGACAAAGACUUGCAGUGUGAACGAGAGUAGUGUUUCCUUAGCCACCGGACAGCCCGCGGCUCAGCCAGCAACACAACCUUGUUCAACUUUGAAGGCAGCAGCUGGUCUUGAGCUAGAGUCUACACCACAAAAAGCAAGUCAACACCAAGUCCUGUUUUUGUUAUCAGAUGUAGCACAUACUAAGAACCCAACCCAUUCCAUUAAAAAACUACCUACCUCUGCUUUAGUUGGUUGUGACGUUCAGAACUCAGUAGGGAACAGUGUGAAGGCGGAGAGCACUUUACUAAGCCAAGUGGAGGUGGGUGAGGGCAAGGAGGACGUGCUGGUGACAGACGAUUGUGCCAGUGCGGCAACAGGGGCUUCCUCAGGUACAGAUGAACUUAGGUCAGAAAAUGACACUAACUGGGAUCCCCAGAAAGAAUUCAUUCAGUUCCUUAUGACUAAUGAUGAAACAGUGGAGAAACCUCCAGUUCAUUCUAAGGUAGUAGGUCUGGAAAAGAAGAGAAAGCGGAAAAUGGACGUAAGCAAAAUAACUCGUUAUACAGAGGGCUGUUUUAGUGAGUGUAACCGUGUCCCCAAUAAAUCAAAAAUGGUAGAAGUUGACUUUCUAGGGCAAACUGAGGAGGUGCGAGCAAUAGAGUCACAGAAAUACACAUUAUCAAAAGUAAAGCCUGAGUCAGCCGAUGAAGACUUGGAGUCUGUGAACACGUUUCAGCGUCUAGUUUAUAACUCGGAUAAAUGUGGAGAAGAUCGCUCCCCUGUUCACACUCGCACUGUUGUUCCAAACCCCUUAAAGAAGAAAUGUGAAGAGAGUGACCCCGAGUCGCCCGCUGCCUUCAGUCCUGAAGAGCCGGCGUUCUACCCCUGUACAAAGUGCAACGUGAAUUUCAGGGAGAAAAAGCAUCUCCACAGGCACAUGAUGUACCACCUGGACGGCAGUAGUCACUUCCGCCACCUUGACGUCCCGAGGCCGUACGCUUGCAGAGAGUGUGGACGGACGUUUCGAGAUCGCAACUCGCUGCUAAAGCACAUGAUCAUUCACCAGGAGAGGAGGCAGAAGCUGAUGGAGGAAAUCCGUGAGCUGAAAGAGCUGCAGGAUGAAGGGAGAAGUGCGCGGCUGCAGUGCCCUCAGUGUGUGUUCGGUACCAACUGUCCUAAGACGUUUGUGCAACACGCCAAAACCCACGAGAAAGACAAAAGGUACUACUGCUGUGAAGAGUGUAACUUCAUGGCAGUAACAGAGAAUGAACUGGAAUGCCACCGAGGCAUCGCCCACGGAGCCACAGUGAAGUGCUCUGCCAUCAGUUCAGACGCAUCUCAGAGAAAAACUCAAAAAAAGGCUUUGACAAAAGACUCUGUUAUAGGAUCAUCCAAAAAACCAGCCGCAUACCUCUGUAAGCUGUGUCCCUUCACUGCUUCAGCCAGAAGUGUUUUAAAGAAGCACACGGAGUAUUUGCAUUCCCCACCGUGUGCUGACUCGUUUGCUAAUCCUCUUGGACUUGACAAGAGGGAAAGCGACACCCUGGAGGAGCCUGUGGAUAGCGACAGCACUAAACCAUUAGUUAAGCCACAGCCAGCCACAUUUCCAAAGAACUCUGCUUUAAAACAAGACAUCAAGCGAACAUUUGGAUCAGGCUCACAAUCAAGUAAUUUUUCAAAAUUUCAUAAGCGACCACAUAGGAUACAAAAAGCUCGGAAAAGUGUUGCCCAGUCCGGUGUAAAUGCGUGCAGUCCAGAUGGCUUGGCUCAUAAGAAUGCCAUGGUCAAAAGCAGCACUGACCAAAAACCAAAGUAUUUCCAUCAGGCAGCAAAAGAAAAAUCUAAUGCCAAGGCAAAUAGCAGUUACUUAUAUAGACACAAGCAUGAAAACUACAGGAUGAUCAGAAAAUCAGGUGACUCAUACCCACUUCCUUUCAAAAAAGAGGCGAAUUCAUUAAAUUCCUCGCAUCUAUUUUCAUCAUUAAGUAAUUCUCAUAAUAAUUUUAUUUCAGACCCUCAUAACCCAGACACCAAAAGGCCAGACACCGUGAAAGACCACAAGCGUGUAGCUGUAAAGAGAGUGGUUAAGGCCUCAAAGAAGGAAAGCUCUGGUGGGGAAGACUUGGACGGCUAUCCCGACUUCCUGCAUAAAAUGACUGUUGUUGUUUUGCAGAAGCUUAAUUCUGCUGAUAAGAAAGACAGUUAUGAAACGGAAGAUGACAGUUCCUGGGAUAACGUUGAACUCAGUGAUUACACUACACAGGCCAUGGAAGACGAAACCUACAGUGAUCUUAGUCAGGAACGUGUCAGCUUACUGCCCCUGUUUAAAAGCAAGAUGGAAAGUCAAGCUCCUGGAGACAGUGCUACCCUUCACUAUGAUCAAAACGACGGCUUUUAUUUCGAGUACUAUGAAGAUGGCGGCACCCACAGCUUUCUGCGUGAGCUGCAUGGCCCUCAGCACUUGGAAAACACGGACGCACCGUUGUCAGAGCACAGCUCUGUUUUCCACUGGACUGAUCUGUCUCUGGAGAAGAAGUCGUGCCCUUAUUGCCCAGCAGCCUUUGAAACAGGUGUCGGGCUGUCCAACCACGUCCGCGGACAUCUUCACAGAGCAGGGCUAAGCUAUGAAGCGCGGCACGUUGUGUCACCAGAACAAAUAGCCACAAGCGACAAAAUGCAGCAUUUCAAAAGAGCUGGCACAGGCACGCCUGUGAAGCGGGUUAGAAAAGCUAUAGAGAAGUCUGAGACUACUUCCGAACACACUUGUCAGCUCUGUGGUGGUUGGUUUGACACAAAGAUUGGGUUAUCAAAUCAUGUGAGAGGCCAUCUGAAAAGACUUGGGAAAACCAAGUGGGACGCUCACAAGUCCCCCAUCUGUGUGCUCAGUGAGAUGAUGCAAAACCAGGACAAGUGCGAGAGAAUCCUAAAGGCCCUGAGCAGUCGCCGCACGGUUCCCCGACCGUUUGUAGCUCAGAAACUCUCAGCAGGUGACGACUUCCUGUCUCAGAAUGUUUUACCUCUUGAUGAAUACCAUAAUGGUCUAAAGACAGAGGCUCUCUCAGUGUCAGCAUCAGAGGAAGAAGGGCUGAGCUUCUUAAGUGAAUGUGAUGAGACAAAACUUGAACUGCCCAGUGGGAAAAAGAGCCAGUCUCUUACACUCAUAGAACUUCUUAAAAAUAAAAGGAUGGGAGAAGAAAGGAGCCCUGCUAUUUCUCCUCAGAAGAUCCAUAACCAGACAGCAAGAAAGAGGUUUGUUCAGAAAUGUGUUCUUCCAUUAAAUGAAGACAGUCCAUUGAUGUAUCAGCCACAAAAAAUGGACUUGGCUAUGCACUCAGGUAUGCCUGUGAAGCUUAGGACAUGUGUGCACUGCAAUACGGCGUUGACAAGUGCUGUUAGCCUGUCCAACCACUUCCGCGCUUGUGCACGAAAGAAGAGUGCUGGACUUUGGACUGGUGCAGCCUUAGAUUGUAAGCAAAAGAAAUCAAGGUCAAGAUCUGGAAGCAAGAAGAAGAUGCUAACGUUACCUCACGGUGCUGACGAGGUUUACAUCCUUCGAUGCAGGUUUUGUGGCCUAGUCUUUAGGGGACCACUAUCUGUUCAGGAAGACUGGAUUAAGCACUUACAGCGACACAUUGUAAACGCUAAUCUUCCACGGACUGGAGCUGGCAUGGUGGAAGUCUCAUCACUACUUAAAAAGCCUGCCUCUAUUACAGAAACUUCAUUUUCCUUACUAAUGGCAGAAGCAGCAUCAUAGAACAAGGAAUCCUUUUAAAUAGCAAAUUUAAUUGGGUGUAAAUUUAAAAACUUUUUUUUGUAAGCCACAUGAAAGUAUCCAUUUAUAAAUACUAAAGUAGGAAAACCGGAGGAGCAUGAAUCGUGACAGGAGAGCAGGCUAGCCCUUCAGACAGGAGCCGUGACAGGAGAGCAGGCUAGCCCUUCAGACGACAGCGAGCAGCCUCUCUAUUUCAUAUAGGGUGGGAAUGUGUCCUUAGGGGGCAC